Messenger RNA from Alligator mississippiensis (American alligator), 2790 nucleotides. RefSeq names its product proton activated chloride channel 1 (gene PACC1). The transcript is spliced from 8 exons. Gene Ontology annotation, cellular component: cell surface. The coding region runs from base 339 to 1358 and encodes 339 amino acids. NCBI's taxonomy places the organism in Eukaryota, Metazoa, Chordata, Crocodylia, Alligatoridae. The record is from RefSeq and is a predicted model, not a curated record.
UGCCCUGCAUCGUGCCCGGCCCCGGCCCCGGCCCCGGCGAGUGCCGGCCAGUCCUGGGCGUGCUGCUCUGCUCUGCUCUGCUCUGCCGGCCCGGCCGCGCUGCAGCGUCCCCGCGGGGCUGCUCUCCGCUCCCUGCGCGUCUGCCGGCCGGGCCCCCGGGCCGUGGGCACUGCCCCGCGCCCCCCGGGGCACUCGCUAUAAGCUUCUGCCCCUCGCUCCUGCCCCUGUUUUCCCUCUUACGGGUGCCACGAGUAGGGUUGCCACCCCGCCAGAAUUGCCCUGGAGUCUCCAGGAAUUGGAGAUAAAUCUCCAGGAGGCUGCUGGGGGUCGCCUGGGAGAUGAAGCUGAAUGAAGAUGUGGAACAAGGGACAGAAAAUUCAGCAUCAUUGGAGACUAGGAAGGAAGAGGAGGAAAAUAUUGGCUCCAUUAUUUUACCAGAUGGUGAAUCGGGUACCAGUAGCCCUUCUGUGCCCUUCAUCAAGAGCUGCCUAAAGAAUGUAUUCGCAGUAAUUCUGCUCUUUAUCUAUCUUCUGCUUAUGGCUGUGGCUGUGUUCCUUGUCUACCAAACCAGUGUUGACUUCAGAGAAAAACUCAAGCACCCAGUGAUGUCUGUCUCGUACAAAGAGGUGUCUUUGUAUGAUGCGCCUGGUAUUGCAUUUUACCCAGGCAAGGCUCAGCUGCUUAGCUGCAAGCAUCAUUACUAUGAUCAGAUUCCGCCUCUGGUAAACCUAGGUCAGCCUGGAGAAAUUGAGUGCACCACUCAGAAAAUCAGCUAUGCAGAUCCUUUUACUAAUCAGACUAUGAAAUAUGCUUUGAUUGUCCAAGGCCCUCGUGAUGUGAGGAAAAGGGAACUGGUGUUCUUACAAUUCCAUUUAAAUGAAACGGACCAGGAUUUCAGUGCAAUCGACUACCUUCUCUUCUCUUCUUUCCAGGAGUUCCUCAGCAGUCCAGAAAAAGCAAACUUCAUGAAGGAUUGUGAAAGCUCCUACUCCAGUUGGAAGUUCUCUGGUGGUUUUCGAACAUGGGUUAAAAUGUCUUUGGUGAAAACAAAAGAAGAAGAUGGCAGUGAGACUGUUGAAUUCAAACAGGAGACUAGUGUGGUUAACUACAUUGAUAAAAGACCUAAGCCAGGAAGUGACCAGCUCUUUUUUGUGGUAUUUGAAUGGAAAGAUCCUCUUAUCCAGACUGUUCAAGAUAUUGUCACUGCCAAUCCCUGGAACAUGAUUGCUUUACUAUGUGGAAUUUUCUUGGCUCUGUUCAAAGCAGCAGAUUUUGCCAAACUGAGCAUUAAGUGGAUGAUCAAAAUCCGAAAGAGACACCUGAAGAGGCAAAGUCAAGCAAUGAAUCGCAUAACCUGAGGACUAAGAACACCUUUUAAAUUGUUUCUAAUACACUGGAUAGCAAAUAACUGGAGUAAAAUUCAGGAAGAAAUGAAAAUACAAACUAAUGGCAAUUAUGUGCAGUAUGGAAAAUAUUUGCCUUUGCUGGUGUAAUUGCAUAACAAACUGACACUUGAAUUCUAGGAAGAAGCUAACUGUAGAACAAGCCUAUUAAAAACAUGUUUUUUUUAAAAUAAGUUAUGAACUUUUUUACCAGAUUUUGUAUCAGAUUAUUGAGAAGUAGAAGGUAAUUUAAAAAUAUUUAGAAUUUGUCUAUUGGAGACUGACUUUAUAUCUGUGGUUCUUGGACACAAGUAGUAAUUUUAAUUUUUUUUCUGCUUGCGCUGGAAGGGCUGCACUUGCUACCACAAUGAUCCCCAAUUCAAAAUUAUUUCAAUGUAGCUUAGAUCAGGGGCAGGCAAUAUUUUGGGCAAGCAGGCCCCAUAGGCAGUUCUGGGGAGCUGCUGCAGGCCAGUCAGCAAUCUUUCCCCCCCCCCACCUACAACUGGAGCCCAGGGGCUGCAGGGCGCAUCCCUGCCACUGCCAACAGAGCAGUGCACAACCCCAGGCCCAACCCUGGCCCGCCCCAUGCCUGUUCCAAACCACCUACUUGCACUGAGCAGUGACAGGCAGAAGCUGCUGCUCUGCAUGGGGGAAAAGCAGCCACAACCCCUCACCGCAGCCAGGCCCUUCUUGCUGCAGCCACCUAGAGCCUGCAACCAGGCUGCCCUGCAGCUUGUCACUGCAUUGCCACCGCUGCUCCCCUGGUGGUGGUGGCGGAAGAGGAGCUGCAGCAAGAAGGGCCCAGCAGUGGCAAGAGGGAGGAGCUGCUUUUCCUUCAUGCCAAGCAGCAGCAACACUCCGUCAGUGCCACUGCUCAUCAUGGGCAGGCACAUCUAGAGCAGGUGCACAGGGCCAGGCUGGGGCUGUGCUUGCCUGCCUAACUGGGCUGAGUCUGGGGUGGGCUAUGCACAUGGGUCCCUGUCAGUACUACAGAGCUGGGGCCAGCAGCAACAGCAGCCAGGAGCCGCCACCACUGCCUGGGCUGCCUAGAAAGGCAGCUCAGUUGCAGAGCUGCCCCAGCUCCGCUGCAGGUCCAGGGGGUGGUGGGACAUACCACAGGCUGGAUGGCACCUGGGCCAGGCGGGACUGUGGGACCCUCUGUGGGCUGGAUAAAGGCCUUCAGUGGGCUAUAUUUUGCUUAGCCCUGGCUUAAAUUGUAUCUGGAAAAAUCAGAAUCCAAUUACCACAAACACAGGAGGCUGUGUCAUGAUCUUUCUACAAAGAAUUGGGUCUCAUUGCUUGAGUCUCCAAGUUACAGGAUAAAAUAAGAUGCACUGGAAAUUUUGUAAAUGAGUUAAGUUUGUGGUUAUGAUGCAUUAACUCUGUAUUAAAGACUUGAAAAAUUAAA